This is a messenger RNA of Cooperia oncophora, 867 nucleotides long. Lineage: Eukaryota; Metazoa; Nematoda; Chromadorea; Rhabditida; Trichostrongylidae. The record is from the annotation of a GenBank genome assembly.
AUGUCUUCGGUUGACGGCCUGCUGUCUGAGAAGUCGACUUUCUUGGGUUCAAAUUUGGCAGUGCGCGCCGCUGACCAGGCUUAUUUUGGUGAUCACCAAGUCUACACCCAUGUAUCGCCCUCAACAUCGAGGGAUCAUCACGGAGAUCACAAUAGCGGCCAUGGGCACGGACAUGGGCACGGCCAUGGCGGACAUGGCCACGGCCACGGACAUGGUCACGGUCACAGCAAGGAAAUCGUCCCGAAAACCGACAUGCAGGUGGUACCGAAAGGUGAUUUGCAUGUUGCAAUUCAAUAUGCGAAAGACAUAGUAGCGAAAGCAUUAUCAGAAGGAGGCCCAUCCUGGAUUUAUCGUCUAAAAGAGGAGAUGAAAGCCCUGAAAAAGGAGAACGAGCUGAUCAGAAAAGAGCUGGCAGAGUUGCGUGAAACGAUCGAGAAAUACGAACCCGUUCAAGAGACGAAGAAAGAGGAAAAAUCUGGUGAUGAUGAUUUCGAUCUGUUCGGAUCCGAUGACGAGGAAGAUGCUGAGAAAGCAAAGGUCGUCGAAGAGAGGCUCAAGGCUUACGCAGAGAAGAAAUCAAAGAAGCCAGGACCAAUCGCGAAGUCUUCCGUGAUUCUUGACGUGAAGCCCUGGGAUGAUGAAACUGAUCUGAAGGAAAUGGAAAAUUUAGUGCGUAGCAUUGAAAUGGACGGUCUUGUCUGGGGAGGCGGUAAAUUGCUUCCAAUUGGAUACGGAAUCAAUAAACUACAAAUCAUCUGCGUAAUCGAAGAUGAUAAGGUGUCAGUUGAUGACUUGAUUGAAAAGAUCACUGGAGAUUUCGAGAGCCAUGUGCAAUCCGUGGACAUCGUUGCUUUCAACAAGAUUUGA